UGCUUAAUAAAACUUCUCAGAUAAUGAGAGAAUAGAAGAAGAGAAACAGAAAGAGGGUUUGCAAAGCAAUCUCUCUUCUUUGGAUCUCUCAAAAUCAUAUCAAUUUUUUAUAUUUAAUUAGUACAAUCUGACCCCUCAAAAAGAAAGAAAAAAUAGUUUAGAAAGUACCUUUUUCUUCUAUAUUCAGCAUUGCCUUCAUUAUAAUUUUCCAUAUACUUCAUUCCUCCUCUUAUCUUUCUUGAAGAAUUUUCUCUACAUUUUCUUGAGAUAUUAAUCAUGAGCAGAUUUCGUGUAAAUUCGUCUCCUGAUUUAGUUGCUAAUUUACCAUCAGAACAAUUCUAUGAUGAUUCAGCUUUAGAAGGCCUCGGUUUUGAGCCAUGGAAGCAGCCACUAAUACUUGCAUUAGAGUAGGUUGUCUAUAUCACACCCCUUGGGGUGUGGUCCUCUCUGGACCUACGUGAAUGCGGAAUGCUUUCUGCACCAGCCUGCCCUUUUGCCAUAAGAUUCAAUGAAGAGGAAGGGUUGCAGCCAACAUUAAGUUAUUGCUAAAGUUGACUCAAGAGCACAAAAAUGCUUGUAACAAAGAGAAGAACGAUGGCCGGAGAAUGUUGAGGGUGGCAACCAUGAUGGCCAUUCUUGAUAAUGUUAGGACAAGAAUUCAAAAAUGUCAAUCAUUUGGUAACAAGUCAUCAUCAGAAGCUGAAUUAAGUCGAUGUAAUUCAGAGCUUAAGGUUACUAGUCAUGUUCCAAUAGACAAGAAGCACCACGAGCCGAUGAUUGAUGAGAAAGAAAAACUACGGAAGCAGCUAAACGCGAGCUUGGUAGCACGAAAGAGCCUCGAGGCCAUGUGUUCAAGCUUAGGGAAAGAAAAAGAGAUUAUGGCAUCAGAGCUAUCGAAAAAGGUCCACGAGUUGAAUGAAAUGGAGGACCUCAUCAAUGAUCUAAAAGAACAAAAUGAGAGUUUAGUGGAAAGGUUACACGGAUGUGCCACCGAGCAAAAAGAAAGGAGGUAUAGCAGCGGUGGAGAAACACAAGGAAACAUUGCCCUCCAAGAGAGAAAUAAGGCACUUUCAGAGCAACUACUAAAGUCAUUGGAUGGUUAUAGAUCCAUUAAGAGGAAAUGGAAGGAUGCACAAGCAGAAAACAUGGCGAUGCAUGCAACCAUGGAGGAAAUGACAGCAAAAGUUGGAGCUGGACUUGCCCGAAUCCACAGCUUUAAAGAACGAAUUGCCUCAGAAAGUGUGCCCUCGACGGAUAUCCAAGAGGAAAUUGUUGAAUUAGAGCAUAUGUUUGAAUGCUUUGAAAUGCAAGUUGCAAAACAUGGUCAAAAGGAAGGGGAAUGUGUCAAACCAAAAGCAGAGAUUAGUUCUUGCAAGCCUAUAGUUCUUGCAUAGAAGAUAUGCUAACUUAGAAACAAGCCGAACACAAAGGAGAAAAGAUGGACUUCAACUUAGUCAGGUUAUCUUUAACAUGGUCCACAAUCAUGGCGUUCCACAAAUGUACUGAAAUGGGGAAAAGAUAGCACAUUCUUCUCUGCUAUGGAGUUAACGUAAUGAGUCAAGUAUAUGGUAUGUAAUAGGAAAAUAACUAUGUGAUGUUGCUUUUUUUCAUGUGUAAUUUACAGGUGUAACCUAUUCUGUCUUUCAGUUUUAUAUUAGUGCUAAUGACAUCAAUAAUCCGA
Messenger RNA from Nicotiana tabacum (common tobacco), 1681 nucleotides. NCBI's taxonomy places the organism in Eukaryota, Viridiplantae, Streptophyta, Magnoliopsida, Solanales, Solanaceae. The record is from RefSeq and is a predicted model, not a curated record.